Messenger RNA from Gracilinanus agilis (Agile Gracile Mouse Opossum), 471 nucleotides. It is a transcript of the gene DPM3, whose product is annotated as dolichyl-phosphate mannosyltransferase subunit 3, regulatory. The transcript has 2 exons. Gene Ontology annotation, cellular component: dolichol-phosphate-mannose synthase complex; endoplasmic reticulum membrane. Gene Ontology annotation, biological process: GPI anchor biosynthetic process. The coding region runs from base 86 to 364 and encodes 92 amino acids. NCBI's taxonomy places the organism in Eukaryota, Metazoa, Chordata, Mammalia, Didelphimorphia, Didelphidae. The record is from RefSeq and is a predicted model, not a curated record.
CCGGCUUUCCUGGUUGGUUCUGCAGUAUCUGCAGAGAAUUGUGGAAGAUUUCCUUUGCUUCCCGGGGUUAGAGCGGUGAGUGACCAUGACCAAGCUGAAGCAGUGGAUCUCCACGCUGUUGGUGCUGAUGCUCAUCUGGCUGUGCCUGGUGCAGGACGUGCUCAGCCUGGGAUAUAGUAAAAAAUUCUACGAUGUGAUCUUGCCCUUACCCGUCUACCUCCUGGUCACCGCGGGCAGCUACAUGCUGGGAACCCUGGGUUUGCGCUUGGCCAACUUCAACGACUGUGAAGAAGCUGCCCAAGAACUGUUCCAGCAGAUCCAGGAAGCCCAGGCCGAUCUGGCCAGUAAGGGCCUCAUACUGUGAUCCUGCCCCCUAGCCGCGGUCCCCCUUCCCCCCAGCUUCCAGGUCUUCGACUUCCUCCCAAACGCUCCUAGGUCCCUUCUUUAGCUAAAUUAAAAAAGUAAAAUUUC